Punica granatum (pomegranate) is the source of this 966-nucleotide messenger RNA. Lineage: Eukaryota; Viridiplantae; Streptophyta; Magnoliopsida; Myrtales; Lythraceae. The record is from RefSeq and is a predicted model, not a curated record.
UUUCGCAGGCUACCGCUCAUUGCCUUCCCUCUCCAUUGAUCCAUCCGUUCAUUUCAUUCCCUCCCCUGCGGCGGCCGUGUUAGUGUUACCGCUGCCCUGCGGAGGGCGGCGGCUGAGCUGAAGACUGAAGUGAAGACCGAAGUGAAGACCAUUUCUAGGCGAAGGAACUCGACUGGUGAAGUGAGCUGGGCUUGCGAUUGCAAGCGAAAAAGGCCAAGGGAGGGAGAGACUACAGAGAGAGAGAGAGAGAGAGAGAGAGAGAGAGAGAGAGGAUGAGCGGUCAGAAGCUUAAAGGGAUGAUAGCAGCGGCUGUGAGCAGUGGCGUCACGGAGGCGAGGGCGAGGAUAUUCCGGCAUAUGCUGAACCCGACAGGUCAAAGGUCUCCCCACAAGAUACUCCGUAAGAAGCUCAUCGGUGAGAAAGUCGCUCAGUGGUACCCCUAUGACAUCAACAAGGACGACCCCCUUGUCAUGGCCCGCCAAGAACAAGAGCGAUUAUCGAAACUUGAAAUGUUGAAGCGUCGUGGGAAGGGACCACCCAAGAAAGGCCAAGGGAAGCGCGCCACAAAACGUAGUAAAUAAACCUUUCUGGUAUUGGACCUCAGCAAAACCUCUCCAGGGACAUGGCUACUCAUGUUUGAUCUGUUUUGCGCACAUUUGUAUUUUUUCUUUUCUCUCCAAGCGAGUCUAGCUUGUGCCUCUGGUUAAAAGGAUGUUUUGGGCAUUGAGUCUCAUAUUUCAACAGGGUCUGCGGGAUUUAUUUCCUUUCCCUCUCAUUUUGUAUGAAUUUGCAGAAAAAAAAAAGGUGAGGCUAGACAGUAUAUUGUGGAUGUCCUUGACUUGGGCAAGGGGAGACUGUUGAUCAGUUUAUACAAUUACUUGUAGGGAUGAGGUUUGUGACCUUUUACCGCAUUACUCUUCUUGAAGAAGUUGCAGCUACAAUGAGAAGAAUAGAAUUUGCGAUGCA